AUGAUCACAGCAGCUCAGUGCAGUCACCGGGACCUCAAACCAGAGAACCUCCUACUGGACGAGAAAAGCAACAUCCGGGUGGCAGACUUCGGCAUGGCGUCACUACAGGUGGAAGGCUCAAUGCUGGAGACCAGCUGCGGAUCCCCUCAUUACGCAUGCCCGGAAGUGAUAAGGGGUGAGAAGUAUGACGGUCGGAAGGCAGAUGUCUGGAGCUGUGGUGUGAUCCUGUACGCCCUUCUCGUGGGCGCUCUUCCAUUCGACGACGACAAUUUGAGGCAGCUGCUGGAAAAGGUCAAAAAAGGCGUAUUUCACAUUCCGCACUUUGUUCCCAUGGACUGUCAGAAUCUACUGAGAGGCAUGAUAGAGGUGGACUCCGAGAAAAGAUUAACGCUGGAAGAAGUGAUGCGACACGGCUGGGUGCUAGUGGGCUCUAAACAGGACCUAGAGGCCGAGUUACCCAUGAUGCAAAUUGUUCAGACGUCCAUCAUUCCGUCAGUAGAAGACCUGGACCCCGAUGUUCUCUCCACAAUGAACUCUUUACAGUGUUUCAAAGACAAGGAAAAGUUAGUCUCAGAGCUUCUCAAUGCAAAACACAACACAGAGAAAGUUGUUUACUUCCUGUUGCUAGACCGGAAGUUGAGGAACCCGAGUGUGGAAGACGACCUUGAGAUACGUCAUCGGUCGGAAUCAGCCGACCCUCCCAGAAAAAGAGUGGACGCUGUACAGUUUAGUGGACAGGCCAGGUAUGACCACUGUUUUUGUUUUGUUGGUGGUUUUGUUUGGUUUUGUGGUGUUGUUUUUGUUUGUUUUUGUGGUUUUGUUACACCUAAAGGCCACUCAUUUUCCCUGACAAUUGUGGUUUUCUCCUCCCCCCUGUCCAGCCCAAAGCUUCCUCGAGCCGGCCGGGCCACGCCCUCCCACAGCCCCUCGGCCACGCCCCCCGGCUCCCCCUCCAUUCAGAGCAGCAGCACGCCCUGGAAGUCACGCCUACACACCAUCAAGAACAGCUUCCUCGGCUCGCCUCGCUUCCACAGGCGGAAAAUGCAAGUGCCAACAUCGGAUGAAAUAACUAUGACUCCUGAAUCUUCCCCUGAAUUGGCCAAGAGGUCGUGGUUCGGAGGUCUGAUGGGCAUGGAACAAGAGCACCACUUCGUCAUGGUGCGGGAGAAGAGUUUCUCACAGGUCAAGGCCGAUCUGGUGCACGCCUUCCUGUCUACGUGCGACCUGAGCCACUGCGUGGUUUCCACGACGACCUUCAGAGGGGAGUACCGGCGGGGCGGGGGCUCCUCCAUGUUUUCUCGCAACGUGCGCUUUCAAGUGGACAUCAGCCCGGCUCCUGGUGAGCGGGACACGGCGUCUGCCACCACCUUCUGCUUGACCUUCACACUUGUCUCAGGUCCAUCCCGACGGUUCCGCCGCGUCUGCGAACAUUUGCAGACUCUCAUGUCGUCACCCAGGGGGGAGAACCACCGGAAGAUCAGCACAGACAGCACCGUGUCCUACUGCUCCGAGCUUGUCCCGGCGUCCUACUGUUCUUCCGCAAAGGAAAAUGGAGAUGCAGACAAUCACGACAGAGAGCGGAAACCUCCUCUACCGCCUCGGAACCGAGACAUGGCCAAACCUCCGAGCAGAAAAGCUCUCGCGGAGAACCUGAACAGAGACAAAGUUUGACAACACGCAGAUUUCCCUACUUCACUCGUACACUCAGAUGUGCCCGGCGCGCUGCGGCGGUGACCGGGGAGAGGGCCACGCCUAGUCGCGACAGCUCUUUCUGCUCUCUUCAACGUCAGGGAAGAGAAAGGGGAGGGAAUCUCCUCUCGCCCCACCCCCACCCCCACCCCCACGCGAGCAUUAGAUCCCACUAUUUGUUUCUGUGACAAGGAACAACUUAUCCUGUGAGGAGGUAGCAAGGUGAAUAUUUGCUCAUGUUUUCGUGUUGAUGAAGAGGAAUUCCCCCAUUUGAAUUUACCCUUUAUGCAACAAAGAAUGUACAUCAUUUGAAGGAGAUUCCAGAUUGCUGUGUGUUAGUUUAUUAUCCAUAUGAAAAUUAUUGUAUGAUAUUGUACGAGAAGUGAAAGUGAUGAGUGGAGUGUAUGAAGUAGGAGUUUCAAUGUUACGUGUGCUUCUUGCGUGGAGACCUUCAGGAUUGUCAAACAAUCAUAAGAUACAUAACUACACAAACAUCUCUUUCAAAUUGUCUGUAAAUUUGAGCUUUAUGGAAAAAGUUACAGAUAAUUUGAAUGAAAGACAAGCUUCUCCAGAGCUUUGAAAAAUAGGGAACUGCUUUAAAGUGUCCAAAGAAAUAUUUGGUUGAGUUGAAGCGAGAUGUUGUGUAUAACUUGCGAAAGAUUUUUUGGCAAUCUUGAAUGAACAACUGUUUUUGAAAAGUUGUAUAUAUAGACAUGUGUGAAGGGUCCGGUGGACAAAUGGAAAUAUCGUCAGAAACUGAAAAUCGUAAGCGUAUCAUCAAUUUUUGUUUUUGUAAAGUGUUUUACGGCGCUCGCAACUGCAUAGGUCAUAUGAGCGCGUGCGACACA
Aplysia californica (California sea hare) is the source of this 2537-nucleotide messenger RNA. Its product is annotated as serine/threonine-protein kinase BRSK2. Gene Ontology annotation, cellular component: cytoplasm. Gene Ontology annotation, molecular function: tau-protein kinase activity; ATP binding; protein serine/threonine kinase activity. The record is from RefSeq and is a predicted model, not a curated record. The coding region runs from base 1 to 1671 and encodes 556 amino acids. The transcript is spliced from 16 exons. Lineage: Eukaryota; Metazoa; Mollusca; Gastropoda; Aplysiida; Aplysiidae. Gene Ontology annotation, biological process: intracellular signal transduction; protein phosphorylation; microtubule cytoskeleton organization.